This is a messenger RNA of Momordica charantia (bitter melon), 494 nucleotides long. Its product is annotated as auxin-induced protein 15A. Gene Ontology annotation, biological process: response to auxin. The record is from RefSeq and is a predicted model, not a curated record. Lineage: Eukaryota; Viridiplantae; Streptophyta; Magnoliopsida; Cucurbitales; Cucurbitaceae.
UCCAAUUAUUGAAAGAAAUUUCCAACUCUUCCUUUUGGAAAAUAUCAUAACAUGGGUUUCCGUUUGCCUAGAAUUGUUCAUGCUAAGCAAAGUCUUCGACGAUCUUCAUCAACAGGAAAUGGAGCUUCUCCAAAGGCUGUUGACGUUCCAAAGGGCUACUUUACAGUUUAUGUUGGUGAGGUACAAAAGAAGCGUUUUGUCAUCCCACUAUCUUACUUGAACGAGCCCUCUUUUCAAGAUUUGUUGGGUCAAGCAGAAGAAGAAUUUGGAUAUGAUCAUCCAAUGGGUGGCAUCACAAUUCCUUGCAGUGAAGACACUUUCCUCAGUCUCACGCAGAGUUUAAACAACUCAUGAACUAGAGGGAUUGAUUUAGAAAACUAGGUAGUACAGGAAAAGAAUCAUAAUAGUAUAGAAUGUAUACUACAAACAUUUUUGAAACGAGAGAACUUGAUUCUUUGAAUUGAAGUUAAUAGCGUUCAUAAUUUUGAAUGAUA